This is a messenger RNA of Cornus florida, 1593 nucleotides long. RefSeq names its product xylulose 5-phosphate/phosphate translocator, chloroplastic. Bases 169 to 1473 code for a protein of 434 amino acids. The record is from RefSeq and is a predicted model, not a curated record. Gene Ontology annotation, molecular function: phosphoglycerate transmembrane transporter activity; triose-phosphate transmembrane transporter activity; antiporter activity. Gene Ontology annotation, cellular component: Golgi apparatus. The transcript has a single exon. Lineage: Eukaryota; Viridiplantae; Streptophyta; Magnoliopsida; Cornales; Cornaceae.
CCAGAGAAGAAGGAAAGAGAAGCGGAGACACAAAAUUAAACUCACAGCAGGGUUUUAUGUACUGUUCACUUAGUGAGGAGCUCUCAGCCACCCAAUAAAUAUCCUCCUCAAUCAUCAUUCUUCCACCUUUUACUCCUCCUUAAUCUGUGAUUCUCUCUGUCUCUCAAGAUGGUCGCUUUAAAUCUUCUUCCAUCCUCAGGGGUCACUUUCUCCAAAUCAAACCAUAAAUGUCCCAUAAAGACUUCGCUUUUGGAUCCAAAUCUUGUUAACAGGUCUCAAAAUCAAAGAAACCCAAGCUGUCCAUCUCUUCCAUUCAAAAAACCCACCUCUCAUUUUACUGAAUCUUGCUUCAAAAUUUCCAACCAUGGUCACUUACUUGGAUUUUCCUCAAAACCCACUUCUCAGAUCUCUCUUUCAAUCAGAGAUUUCACUAAAAUCUAUGAACACCCAAUUGGGUUUUCUCCAAAACCCACAUCUCAAAUCGUCAGAGCAGCAUCUGAUACCCCACAGGAAGCCAACCCAGAUGGAGAAACUGAGGUUUCAAAGCCAAACAAAACCCUAAAACUCGUUCUUGUAUUUGGGUUCUGGUACUUCCAGAACAUUGUGUUCAACAUCUAUAACAAGAAGGCCUUGAAUGUUUUCCCUUUCCCUUGGUUUCUGGCCUCUUUCCAACUCUUUGUGGGGUCUGUUUGGAUGCUCUUUCUCUGGUCAUCCAAGCUCCAACCUUGCCCCAAAAUCACCAAGCCAUUCAUUGUUGCCCUUCUUGGACCUGCUCUGUUCCACACAAUUGGCCACAUCUCAGCUUGCGUCUCAUUCUCUAAAGUGGCUGUUUCUUUCACUCAUGUCAUCAAAUCUUCGGAACCCGUUUUCUCCGUUGUUUUCUCAUCAUUUCUAGGUGAUACUUACCCUAUAAAGGUCUGGCUUUCAAUCCUCCCCAUUGUUAUGGGUUGUUCUCUAGCUGCAGUCACUGAAGUGUCAUUCAAUUUCCAAGGCUUGUGGGGGGCUUUGAUUAGUAAUGUUGGGUUUGUUCUUCGAAACAUUUAUUCGAAACGGAGUUUGCAGAGCUUCAAGGAAGUAAAUGGGUUGAAUUUAUAUGGUUGGAUUACUAUAAUUUCAUUGUUCUAUUUGUUCCCAGUCGCAGUGUUUGUUGAAGGGUCUCAAUGGAUUGAAGGGUAUCGAAUUGCAAUCCAAACUGUGGGAAAGCCAUCCACAUUUUAUCUAUGGGUGAUGUUGUCUGGGGUGUUUUACCAUCUCUAUAAUCAGUCAUCUUACGAAGCACUUGACGAGAUUAGUCCGUUGACUUUCUCGGUUGGGAACACAAUGAAGAGGGUGGUGGUGAUUGUGUCUACUAUUUUGGUGUUCAGGAAUCCGGUGAGGCCUUUGAAUGCGCUUGGAUCUGCCAUUGCAAUCUUCGGCACUUUCUUGUACUCGCAGGCAACAUCGAAGAAAAGUGGAGGUGAAAAGAAGAGCUAAUGAUAAUUUUGUUGAUCUAAUUUCAUUUUCGGAUUUAUUUGAUUUGAUAACAUUGAAAUUUAUCUGGUUUUCUUAUUUUAAGCUAUGAAUUCAAUGGGUUUCAGAAAUUUCUUGUCCUGA